Messenger RNA from Juglans regia (Persian walnut), 1609 nucleotides. Its product is annotated as 1-acyl-sn-glycerol-3-phosphate acyltransferase BAT2, chloroplastic-like. Gene Ontology annotation, biological process: phosphatidic acid biosynthetic process. Lineage: Eukaryota; Viridiplantae; Streptophyta; Magnoliopsida; Fagales; Juglandaceae. Bases 122 to 1189 code for a protein of 355 amino acids. Gene Ontology annotation, cellular component: membrane. The transcript is spliced from 8 exons. The record is from RefSeq and is a predicted model, not a curated record. Gene Ontology annotation, molecular function: 1-acylglycerol-3-phosphate O-acyltransferase activity.
GUGUAUGAACAGCACCUUGGAAUUUGCAGUCCCAAUUCACCGUUAACACCACACCCGUCCCGUCACCUUCGUUCGUACUACCUUAUUUGUUAAGCGGGCCACAGAGAGAGGGAUUUCAUCGAUGGAAGUCGCUUCCGACCCACCACGCACCAUACUCCAUCAUUUUGGUUUUAAGGAAUCGAGAUCUUUCGCGGCAUCGUCAUUUUUUCCAUCAUGCAGUUAUAAAGGACUUUACACCGUAUGCCCUCCACAUAAACAUGCAAUUUCGAUAAAUUCUACGAACUCUGCUCAAAGUAGCUAUUUAUCUGUUCCAAGGAAGUAUGUCAGUUUGUCGCGGCACUAUUUUAAGCCAAAGGAGGAUUUAAAUAGACCGUAUUAUGAUAAUAGAUUGCAUAACGGAAAUAGAUACGUAGUUGUGAGAUCUGAACUUGCUGGAACUGGGAACUAUGAUGCCGAGUACCCAUUAUCAGAACAUAAGUUGGGCUCAAAAAUUAGAGGAAUAUGCUUUUAUGCUGUCACUGCUUUCAAUGCCAUCUUUCUGUUUGUGCUGAUGCUGGUGGCACAUCCAUUUGUUCUCUUGUUUGAUCGAUACCGAAGAAGAUUUCAUCAUUUCAUUGCCAAAACUUGGGCAACUUUCACUGUCACUCCAUUUCUUAAAAUCGAGUAUGAGGGAUUGGAGAAUCUGCCUCCUGAUAUUCCUGCUAUAUAUAUAUCCAACCACCAGAGCUUUCUAGACAUCUAUACUCUUUUCACUCUGGGCAGAAGCUUCAAGUUCAUCAGCAAGACUUCAAUAUUCCUCUAUCCCAUUAUUGGUUGGGCCAUGUUUCUGAUGGGUACCAUUCCUUUGAAGCGCAUGGACAGCAGAAGCCAGUUGAACUGUCUUAAGCGAUGCAUGUAUCUUAUAGAGAAGGGGGCCUCUGUCUUCUUCUUCCCAGAAGGAACACGGAGUAAAGAUGGAAAAUUAGGUGCUUUCAAGAAAGGUGCAUUCAGUGUUUCAGUAAAAACCAAAGUGCCAGUGGUACCUAUUACCCUCAAGGGAACUGGGAAAAUCAUGCCUGCAGGAAUGGAGGGUAUCUUGAAUUUUGGUUCCGUGAAAGUUGUUAUCCAUAAGCCUAUGAAAGGAAGUGAUGUAGACGUGCUAUGCAAUGAGGCUAGAAACAUAAUUGAAGAUGAGCUCAAUCGCCGAUGACAAGAUAUCUGAUGCAGGAACUUCUCUUUUUAUUGCAAGGGCUUAAUACCGAAUCCUUAAUGUGGAAUCAAGAAAAAGAAAUCGGAAGGCUGUGUGUAUUGCAGAAGCAGGUCAUCGGCUCAAGUUCGAAUUUCUUGUGGCUCUAAUAGCUCUUAGUUUCGCCUGUCAAUGAAGGCAUUUAGAGCUCUCUGAUACAUUUAUUGAUUUCAUAAGAGGGGGGCUUUCUUCAGCAAAGGUUGAGGCAUUUUGAGGUGGUUUUCAGAGAUAUUGCAUACAUUUGCUUAGCUUAUAAACAGUGAUCUCUCUGACUCUCUGCACUAUGAAUGGUGACAGACCAGCAAUUGGCUCAAUUGUUUAUGUAAUUCUGUUUUUAAACACUGCAUCCAAAAGAUAUGCAGUAUUUACUGGCCAUCUAUGCUA